AUGAGCCCGAGGCGAAGGGUGAUGCUUCCUUACGCUGCAGCCCCAGUCGGUGAAGGCGUAGUACUCACUACAGGAGUGCUCGGUACAGGAGUGCUCACUACAGGAGUGCUCACUACAGGAGUGCUCGACACAGGAGUGCUCACUACAGGAGUGCUCACUACAGGAGUGCUCGACACAGGAGUGCUCACUACAGGAGUGCUCACUACAGGAGUGCUUGACACAGGAGCUCUGGUGCUGGUAGUACCCUUAGAAGAACUGCAACCAGAUAGAGUUAGCAGGCUAACUAUUGAUGGUACUGUGAGGAUUGUUGGCAGUAGUAGGCCUCGCAUUAGUCACAAUAAGAGAAUCCUACAUAGACAGCGCGACGGUUUCCUGGUGGAAACAACUGCGACGUAUUAUGCGAGGAAGAGAGCACGGCGG
Messenger RNA from Perkinsus marinus ATCC 50983, 420 nucleotides. Its product is annotated as merozoite surface protein 1, putative. NCBI's taxonomy places the organism in Eukaryota, Perkinsozoa, Perkinsida, Perkinsidae. The transcript has a single exon. The annotation marks the transcript as partial. The record is from RefSeq and is a predicted model, not a curated record.